UCUUGCCCACUGUACAAAUCGAACGUCUCGACAUAAUUACCUGAGCUUUAUAACCAGUUUGGACAUCACGAGAUCGAGUAAUUUUUUGCUUAAAAACAGCCGCCGGGAUUGAUGACUUCAAUCUCUUUUGCAGUCGCUUCCCGCCGAGUUGCUUCUACAUGUAAUAAACACUUCAACGCCGGGAGCUGAGUUACAGAUUGAUAUAUCCUUCGUUUACUGACAUAUUUCAUACCUUUACACUGGCAGCGAAAAAAAAUUAAAAGACCGGAAACUACAAUAAUCGGGCUCAGACUGUCUUAAUUUUGUUUCUCUAUCUCGUCUUUUUUUUCAUAAUCCAAAUUGGACUUGACGUUAGCGCUUUUUCUAGACAAAGCAACCAUUGUACUGUUGAUGCUACAUGCAGGAUUGUACUACAAUCUGAACUUGACAGAAUUGUUUAUUUCUAUACAAAAUUUACAAUAUUUCGUGAUUUCUUCAAGUGGGCCGGUCUGUUAUCGAGUAUGGGGCAAGGUCCGUAUGCAGUCGUCCCGGAAACAGCCAUGAGGGAGGAGCCUGAGCCGGAGCCUGAGGACGCAAGGAAGGUUCACUUUUCGGUUGUCUUCUCGGCUCUGUUAGAGGGCGGUGAUGAAGCACAGCGAAUUCCUUUCGAAAGAGCCCUCUCCGAGAGUUCAGAAUCUACCUAUGACACCGUGGCAAACGAGUUCCGUUGUACCAUACCAGGAUCGUACUUCUUUACAUUCACAAUCCACCCGCAGGAGGACAAGGGGGCGUCGGUCUCGCUGAUGAAGAACGGUGUCGGACAGGUGAUGCUCUCCGCUGCCAGGAAGAAGCGAGUAUCAAACAGUGUGUGCUCCCAGUCCGCCAUCUUGGAUCUUGUAGAAGAAGAUAAGGUCUGGCUGCAGCUGGCUUCAGGGAGUGAGUAUGGGAUCAGGAGUCAUCCCGGUGUACCCAUGGUGACGUUCACAGGGAUCAUGGUCAACUAGACCUUUCUUCGACUCGUUCCGGUGCCAAUUUACGCGAAAAAUAUAGCCUGUUUUAAAUAUUUCAGUUUUGUAAGGAGCUUUCCUAAAGUCGCAUCUCACUGUUUCCAGCGACCAUAAUAAUUAACAAGACCACUUUUUGGAUGUUAAGAUACCAAGACUUUAUGAAAUAAUUUUAUUUCAAUUUGCAGCUUGGCAUGUAGUCAACAAAUACUUUUUUAAUUUAAAAAAAUAAGAAAAGACAUGCAGAUGUAAUUACUGAACCCUUCGUAUAUAGUCAUAGUCUGUAGACCAAGACUAUGCGAUUUUAAGGAUAAUUGAGAGUCAAGAAAAUGAUAGAUAUUGUUAAUUUAUAGCUGCGGGUCGACUUGCAUAUUCCCUACCGUGUAUGAUUACGAUAUGUUGGACAUACCUGGUAUACUUCGCUACAUAUUUUGUUUUUGUAUGCUUGAUGAUGAUGAUGAUGAUGAUGAUGAUGAUGAUGAUGAUGAUGAUGAUGAUGAUGAUGAUGAUGGAGUCCUCAAUUCUUCCGAGCUUAUAUUAUUCUGUAUAGUCUCUCUUAGCUUGUUCAGGCUAUAGUAAACGUCGUUUGUUCAAGAAUAAUUGUAUAGCGAAAGGAGCGUACAGACUAAAUAACAUAAUUAUUUUGAUGAAAAUGCGUAGACAGGCGCCUACGUUAUCGACUUAUUGUACUCGAGCUUAUGUUAUGUUAUAUUUAAAUCGUUCAGCGUAAUAUGUAUUGAUUUCCGAAUUGAAACGAAAUUGAUCUUUUAUGUUAUGAAUAAAUAUGAAACUACUCUUGAUUCAUAUUUCUUCAGUUGCAUGUGACUGGAGAGAUGUAUGUCCGGUCAUGUCAUCCCUGGAUUUAAAAAAAAAACCAAAAAAAAUUAUUUCAUCAUGAUCUAGAAAAGAAUACGUCGCUGGUUUAGGGUGAUAAAGGAUAGCACGAUACGGCAUUAUUAAUGGAGUAGAUACGGGGAAAAGGGGCAUGUCGCCCCCCCCCCCAACAAAAAACAAAAAACAAAAAAAGAAUGACGCCAAAAGAAGAUAAAACAAGAGGGAAAUAAUAUAGAGGGUAACUUGGAACAAGAUAAUGUAGGACCUUCUUCCCCAUCUUCCCCUUAUCUUUGGCCUUGCUUGUUGCUUUUUUUUUCAUCAACCAGGGACCGGACCAUCCCCUUCCAAUGAUGCCAGUACCCUAUCCAUACCCAAACCUUCGAAACGCUAUUGGCCCGGUAUUUUAUUUGUUUAUGUAAUAUUUUGUAUGUAUCGGUUUCGCGUCAAUGUACUACCCUGUAUAAUGGGAAAGAGGGACAGUCAAAAUGUACUGCAUUCUCUCUAUUCAAUUCAACUUUACCAUUAAUUUUCAAAUUCUCAUCCUCGCCGGUUUCCUGCUUGACUUACCCUCAGUCUCAUUAUAAUUAAUUAUUGUUUAUAUUGUUGUAUGCCUCAAAGUUAUUUAACUUCAGGAGAUGUGUCGAGUCAGUCUUUUAAAGGUAGUCUGAAGGCUGAAAAUAUAAAAUGAUGUAAAUCCUAUGGUAAGCAAGAGAUAAUAUCAACUAAAAAUUCCUCUUUAAAAAUUAGAAUUGGUAAUUUCCUCUAUGAGGAAUUAUAUCGACUAUUAGGAGUUUUCACGAAAUAGGCCUAUUAUAGAGGGUAGUCUGAUUUUCAUAUCCUUGUACCGCAUAGCUGUACGUUUCAUGCUGAGUAAAGACUCGAUUAGUUUAGUUUUGGUCAUUAUAAGAAGCGGGUCAUUGAUGUGUGCCCUUUACAGCUAAUUUAAAAAGUCAGUCAGUCACUCAACAGUGUCUGACAGUGAAGACUAGAUAGUAAACGGUUUCCCUUGCAUAAGUAGGUCACUGCUAAGUUGCUAACGUUUAGAUGUCAGGACAUACGUGACAUACCCGUGACAUACUCAUGAUUCCUGCAAAGUUCUGCAGAGUUUGAUGUUGGCUGCAAAAGGGAUACACGAAUUGAAUAUUGUGGAUUCCAUUUUGUUUUCAGAUAAUACACUUCACUGGCCCUAUCGUCGAUUACGCAAUAUUUAAGAAGUAUCUGAAAUGCAUCUCUGUUAUUGUAGUUAUGUGCCUUUCUCCGUUAUAUCUUUGGAGAAUAUAACUAUGCUUUCAUAAUAUUUUUGUUGUUACAUGUAUGUUGUAAAAGCACAACAUAAUCACUAGGUCACUUACUGGUUUUAUGUAAGAAUAUAUUAUUGUUAUUUGUUAUAAUGACGUUAUGCAUCUUAAGAAAUCAUAUUUCCUGAGUGAGAAGUGUGGAAAAUAAACCCUCGCGUUGUGUUAAAAGA
This is a messenger RNA of Strongylocentrotus purpuratus (purple sea urchin), 3285 nucleotides long. RefSeq names its product complement C1q tumor necrosis factor-related protein 4. The transcript is spliced from 3 exons. The record is from RefSeq and is a predicted model, not a curated record. Gene Ontology annotation, molecular function: protein binding. The coding region runs from base 501 to 983 and encodes 160 amino acids. Lineage: Eukaryota; Metazoa; Echinodermata; Echinoidea; Camarodonta; Strongylocentrotidae.